Eruca vesicaria subsp. sativa (arugula) is the source of this 1623-nucleotide messenger RNA. NCBI's taxonomy places the organism in Eukaryota, Viridiplantae, Streptophyta, Magnoliopsida, Brassicales, Brassicaceae. The record is from the annotation of a GenBank genome assembly.
AUGCUGCUCUUCGUAGACACUGCGUAUGGCUCAACGUUCUACAUCGAACUGAAUCUCAACGAUAAGGUGUUAGACAUCAAAAACAAGAUCGAGAACUCUCAAGGCAUCCCUGUCUCCAUGCAAACCCUUUACUACAACGGCGAGCCUCUUCUCCUAGACUAUCUUGAUCUUAACACAUAUAACAUCGUCGCAAACUCUCGCCUCUUUCUCGUCUUACCUCAUCAAGAAGACAACAACAACAGUCAAGUGCUGCUUCAGCCAACAGAUCAGCAAUCUCUAGCUCCAUCAACCUCGGUUCAAGAUUCGCUCGGAGAGUUUCAAGAUUGGUCUGCGACUGCGAGGAGUAUCUUCCGUCGUCAGAUGCUUGAUGAUCAACCUGAACAAUCUCCCGCACCGCCUGCGAUGGCGAGACAUGACGACAAGAAUCAAGAUUUGCUACAAAGUGAGCUACCAUCUCCGUCUGACAUAUUCGGAGAGGAUCUUCUUUUGCCAACAGAGCUUUUCAGUAACAUACAAAGUCACUUGCUUAAUAGUACAACCGACAAGAGCAUUGAUAACAGUAACGUGUUUAACAAGGAACAGUCUUCAAACACAUUUGGAUUCGCUGAGGAUCCUCCUUUGCCAACAGAGUUUUUCAGUAACAUUGGAAGUCAGUGGUCUACGAGUACAACCGCGAAGAGCAUCGAUAACAGUAACGUGUUUAACAAGGAACAGUCUUCAACAACAUUUGGAUUCCCUGAGGAUCCUCCUUUGCCAGAAGAAUUUUUCAGGAACAUUGGAAGUCACUCUGCAAGUACAACCGAGAAGAGCAUCGACAACAGUAACUUGUUUAACACGGAACAGUCUUCAACAACAUUUGGAGACUUAUUGUUCGAUGAGGAUCCUCCUUUGCCAGCAGAAGUUUUCAAUAACAUUGGAAGUCACUCUGCAAGUACAACCGAGAAGAGCAUGGACAACAGUAACGUGUCUCACACGGAACAGUCUACAUCAAACACAUUUGGAGACUUACUGUUCGAUGAGGAUUCUCUGGCAGCAGAAUUUUUCAGUAACAUUGGAAGUCACCGGCCUGCAAGUACAACCGAGAAGAAGAGCAUUGACAACAGUAACUUGUUUCACACGGAACAGUCUUCAACAACAUUUGAAGACUCGUUGUUCGGUGAGGAUCCUCUUUUCCCAGCUGAACACUUCGCUGACAUUGCAAGUUUCAUGCCUGAGAGUACAACAGAAGAUAUCUUCAUCAACAAGCAACCUCCAGCCGAGAAGUCUCCAAAGAUGAAAGAGGUCAUUAACGUUCCAGAUUCGCCUGCGAAAGUGAGGAGAUUCAGAAGGCAACCGCAGAGAAUGAGAGUAAUGAUAUUACCACAUUCUCCUGAUAAUGAACCUGUGAGUAAGGUUCCUGUUAGUGUGGUGGCUAAUGAGAACGUUGAGGAGCUGAGGAAAGAGCUGGAGAAGCUUCGAGAGAGGAAUGAGUUAAAGCUACCUGAGAAAGGGUACUUCUUUAUACACAAACAAGAAGUGUUGGACGAUGACAAGUCAUUCCUAUGGAACGGUGUAGCUCACGGUGACACUAUUGAGAUUUUUCCAGGAUAUGUUACUAAGGAGGGCCGUACAUUUGGUAUUUAA